Molecule: messenger RNA, 7427 nt
Organism: Sus scrofa (pig)
Lineage: Eukaryota; Metazoa; Chordata; Mammalia; Artiodactyla; Suidae
Gene: ABTB3
Product: ankyrin repeat and BTB domain containing 3
Molecular function (GO): protein heterodimerization activity
Source: RefSeq, a predicted model, not a curated record
CAACCUUAUGGUUCCUAGUCGGAUUUGUUAACCACUGAGCCAUGAUGAGAACUCCAGAACCCUAAUUUCAAUGUGGAAUCUAUAAGUAACCAGACUGUAGCAACCUAGUGUUACAAGGUACCAGAAAUCAACAAGCCUCAGAGGUGGGGGAAGCAAUUGAAAUACCCAACACAGUACUGAGUGUUAAUAAGACACACUAGGCACAAAUGGAAUCACUAACACUAAUCUCCACUUCACCAAACUGAGUCUUAAUUACAGUUGUGGCUUCCCCAGAAAGGGAAUCUUAAAGUGGUCAAUCAGGAAUUGUCUGAUCAGCAGUAGUUAGGUAAUCUGCCUUAUAGACAGACCCCUGCCAUCCCCUAGAGGUAAGUAACCCUGCAAUAACCAAUCUGUUUCUUUCGUCUAGUGUAACGUCCUUGUACCCACUCCAUUCUGUCUAUGAAAGUCUUUCGCUUUGCACACCUCCUCCAAGCUCCUUUCUAUCUGCUAGACGGGAUCCUUAAAUAAAGCCAAUCAAUCUUUCAAAUUUACCCAGUUGAAUUUUGUUUUUUAACGUAAAGGAUCUGAGCUACUUUCCCUAGAAGGGAAGGACAUUUAGAUUAAGCAGGAGGAGGAGACUCCCCUAUCCUCCUCUCUCAGGCAGAGACAGUGGGAGCUGGUGAUUCCCCAGGUGAAUAAGAUGUACUUUCUGCCCCGGUGGAUGGAGACAGAUAAACAAGACAAUGCCAUUGGACAUAAACGCAACUAAGUCAUGCAUAUAUCCUUCUUUAGUCAAAAAGGAAAACUCUCUUCCCUGCAAACUUACCCUUUUUAAAGCUGAGCUCUCUGGAACCACACCCACCAAAAUCGCAAAAUGGGUCAUAAGCCUUUCCUCCAGUGCACUCCCAGGAAGCUGGAGGAUGGGCUCAGAGACCUCCCGGCUACUGAAGGAAUGUAGUUAAUAGGUCCGGGCAGCAGACAGCUAAUGUCCAGAGACUGGGCCUUCUAGUGAUAUCCAUUGCCCUGAUCCUUCUGCUCAUUUCGUUUUAUUUCCCUCCAUACUGGGGCUGAAAGAGGGACGAAUUAGUGCAUCUGGGAACCCGAAGGUGGGGAAGGCUGGAGAGGGAGAAAAAACAUGCUUUGUGUGUUAGAGAAGGAAAAAGGAAACUGAAAUCCGAAACGCAGGGGCAAAAAAGGACCCCAGGCAGACACUGUGAACCAUUGGGGGAACGCAACACGGUGGGUGGAUGGGUCACCUGCUCAACCUAACCAUUUUCCUGGUCUGAGAGCCGAAGCCUGAAGGGCAGUGACAGCACCAGGGGGUGCAGUGGGAGUGGGGUGGGGGCGGGGGCGGGCAGCAUCUUAGUCUCUACGCUCCCACAGCCCCAGCCCCAAUUCUCAGGCCCCCGCUCGCCGCUUCCUGCAGCCUCAGUCACCGGCUGCGGGCCUGUGUUGAGGGGCGGGGCUGCGUGGAGCUGAGGAUAUGUAAAAAAAGAACUAAUUAGCAUCCUCCAAUCCCAUUGGCUCUCCGCCCACCCUGCUUUACAUACGCCCGCCCAGCUGGCAGCCUGGACUUGCGGGGCUCGGUUGGGUUUGCAGCCACUGCCGUCGCUGCUGCGCUUCAGUGCAGGGCGAAGGAGCGGCGAGCGAACCCCGGGCCAGGAGCCUGGAGCCGGGGGAGCCGGGAGCUGGGGAGCCGAGAGUCGAGAGCCAGCUGCCGGCAGAGCUGCUGCCGCAGAGGUAUCAGGGUCUAUUUCCAUCCUACAAACACCGAGGCCAGCGCCCGGUGGCUUCUGCGCCCAGCUCGGUCCAGAGGGGAGCAGGUCAGACACUUUUAUUUCGCAAGCAAGGCGCGAGCCCAGCUUGAGCUUCUCUCCUGGCCUGGCUUGCUCCUCAGCGCGUCCCAGCUCUGGCCCGGGCUCUGGAAGAUGACACUCUGGUCUGCCCAGUGUAUUCCAGCGGCGACGGCCCAGGGAGGUAGCCAAAAGUAGUAACACUUGGUAGUAGCAGCUGGUGGAAAAGUGAGCCGAGGCGUCACGGACUCGGCUCUUCCCGCGCCCAGCGCCCGCUGCUCUUCGCUGUUCCUCCCACUCCGCUCGCCGGCGGCCGCAGCAUGAAGUGGCGCAGCGAUGGCCAGGAGAGGUAAGAAGCCCGUGGUGCGGACGCUGGAGGAUCUGACGCUGGACUCGGGUUAUGGUGGCGCGGCGGACUCUGUGCGCUCCUCCAACUUGUCCCUGUGCUGUUCCGAUUCUCACCCGGCGUCCCCGUAUGGCGGGAGCUGCUGGCCGCCUCUAGCUGACUCCAUGCACAGCCGGCACAACAGCUUUGACACUGUCAACACUGCCCUGGUGGAAGACUCCGAAGGGCUGGACUGCGCCGGCCAGCACUGCUCACGGCUGCUGCCGGACCUCGACGAGGUUCCCUGGACCCUCCAAGAGCUGGAGGCGCUGCUUCUGCGCUCAAGGGAUCCCCGGGCAGGCCCAGUGGCCCCCGGCGGCCUGCCCAAAGACGCGCUGGCCAAGCUGUCGACGCUGGUGAGCCGGGCGCUGGUACGCAUCGCCAAAGAGGCACAGCGCUUGAGCCUGCGCUUCGCCAAGUGCACCAAGUACGAGAUCCAGAGUGCCAUGGAGAUCGUGCUGUCCUGGGGCCUGGCGGCACACUGCACAGCGGCCGCACUGGCUGCUCUGUCCCUCUACAACAUGAGCAGUGCGGGUGGCGACCGCCUGGGCCGCGGCAAAUCCGCGCGCUGCGGCCUCACCUUCUCCGUGGGCCGCGUGUAUCGCUGGAUGGUGGACAGCCGCGUGGCGCUGCGCAUCCACGAGCACGCAGCCAUCUACCUGACGGCCUGCAUGGAGAGCCUCUUCCGGGACAUCUACGCGCGGGUGGUGGCCUCUGGGCUGCCCAGGAGCUGCAGCGGCCCGGGCCCAGGCUCCAGUUCAGGCCCAGGCCCGGGCUCGGGCCCCGGAGCUGCCCCGGCGGCGGAUAAAGAGCGGGAGACGCCUGGAGGGGGAGCGGCGAGCGGCGGCGCCUGCAGCGCAGCCAGCAGCGCCAGCGGGGGCAGCAGCUGUUGCGCCCCGCCAGCCGCCGCUGCCUCUGCCGCCUCAGCAGCCCCACCGGUCGCCGCCUCCGCCAACCACCACCACCACCACCACCACGCGCUCCACGAGGCGCCCAAGUUCACCGUGGAGACGCUGGAGCACACCGUCAACAACGACUCCGAGAUCUGGGGGCUCCUGCAGCCCUACCAGCACCUCAUCUGCGGGAAGAACGCCAGCGGAGUGCUCUGCCUGCCAGACAGCCUGAACCUUCACAGAGACCCGCAGAGGACCAGCAAGCCGGGAGAGCUAGCCAUGUUCAGCCAGUCCGAGUUGAGGACCAUCGAGCAAUCCUUGCUGGCCACCCGUGUGGGCAGCAUCGCGGAACUGAGUGACCUGGUGUCCCGAGCAAUGCAUCACCUGCAGCCCCUCAACGCCAAGCACCAUGGCAACGGCACCCCCCUGCACCACAAGCAGGGGGCGCUCUACUGGGAGCCGGAGGCCCUGUACACCCUCUGCUAUUUCAUGCACUGCCCACAGAUGGAAUGGGAAAAUCCCAACGUGGAGCCCUCCAAAGUCAACCUCCAGGUGGAAAGGCCCUUCCUCGUGCUGCCGCCGCUGAUGGAGUGGAUCCGGGUGGCCGUGGCGCACGCCGGCCACCGCCGCAGCUUCUCCAUGGACAGCGACGACGUCCGCCAGGCCGCCCGGCUGCUGCUGCCCGGCGUGGACUGCGAGCCGCGCCAGCUCAGGGCCGACGACUGCUUUUGUGCUUCUCGGAAGCUGGACGCAGUGGCCAUCGAAGCCAAGUUUAAGCAGGACCUGGGUUUCCGGAUGCUGAACUGCGGGCGGACCGACCUGGUGAAGCAGGCGGUGUCUCUCCUGGGGCCGGAUGGGAUCAACACCAUGAGCGAACAGGGCAUGACCCCCCUGAUGUAUGCCUGCGUCCGUGGGGACGAGGCGAUGGUUCAGAUGCUGCUGGAUGCCGGAGCUGACCUGAAUGUGGAGGUUGUCAGUACUCCUCAUAAAUAUCCAUCCGUCCACCCCGAGACCCGCCAUUGGACGGCUCUGACUUUUGCUGUGUUGCAUGGACAUAUUCCUGUAGUUCAGCUCCUCCUGGAUGCCGGGGCCAAGGUGGAGGGCUCUGUGGAGCACGGCGAGGAAAACUACUCAGAAACGCCCCUCCAGCUUGCAGCCGCCGUAGGAAAUUUUGAGCUGGUUAGUUUGCUGUUGGAGCGUGGCGCAGACCCCCUGAUAGGAACCAUGUACAGGAAUGGGAUUUCUACGACCCCUCAGGGUGAUAUGAACUCUUUCAGCCAGGCCGCAGCCCACGGACACAGGAAUGUGUUCCGCAAACUGCUCGCUCAGCCAGAGAAGGAGAAGAGCGAUAUCCUGUCCCUGGAGGAGAUUCUGGCCGAGGGGACUGACCUGGCGGAGACAGCCCCGCCCCCCCUGUGUGCCAGCCGCAACAGCAAGGCCAAACUCAGAGCCCUGAGGGAGGCCAUGUACCACAGCGCUGAGCAUGGCUACGUGGAUGUCACAAUUGAUAUCAGGAGCAUAGGUGUCCCGUGGACGCUGCACACGUGGCUGGAGUCUUUGCGGAUCGCCUUCCAGCAGCACCGCAGGCCUCUCAUUCAGUGUCUGCUGAAGGAGUUUAAGACCAUUCAGGAGGAAGAGUACACGGAGGAGCUUAUCACCCAGGGCCUGCCCCUGAUGUUCGAGAUCUUGAAAGCCAGCAAGAACGAAGUGAUCAGCCAGCAACUGUGUGUCAUCUUCACUCACUGCUACGGGCCCUACCCCAUCCCCAAGCUCACGGAGAUCAAACGGAAACAGACCUCACGCCUGGAUCCUCAUUUCCUUAACAAUAAAGAAAUGUCAGAUGUUACCUUUCUGGUGGAAGGAAGACCAUUCUAUGCUCACAAGGUGCUGUUAUUUACAGCCUCUCCAAGGUUCAAAGCGCUCCUCUCCAGCAAACCAACGAACGACAGCACCUGCAUAGAGAUCGGAUACGUGAAGUACCCCAUCUUUCAGCUGGUCAUGCAGUAUCUCUACUAUGGUGGCCCAGAGUCACUGCUCAUCAAAAACAAUGAGAUAAUGGAGCUUCUGUCUGCCGCCAAAUUUUUCCAGCUGGAGGCUUUGCAGCGACACUGUGAGAUUAUCUGCGCAAAGAGCAUCAAUACUGACAACUGUGUGGAUAUUUACAACCACGCAAAGUUUCUUGGGGUCACAGAGCUCUCGGCGUAUUGUGAAGGCUACUUUCUCAAAAACAUGAUGGUCCUCAUUGAAAACGAAGCAUUCAAGCAGCUCCUAUAUGACAAAAAUGGCGAAGGGACGGGCCAGGAUGUGCUCCAGGACUUACAGAGGACGUUGGCCAUCAGGAUUCAGUCGAUCCACUUGUCAUCUUCCAAAGGUUCUGUCGUAUGAAGCGUCCCGUCCAGGGAAUGUUCCCCGGGGACGUGCCAGUUCACCUGUCGCAUUGGCUUCACACGAACAUAGAAAUCUCACCUGGCAUCUGUUUUUGGCUGAGCCAAGGAGCUGCCUCUACUGCCUCAGCUUCUCUUGAAUAAGCAAAUGCAGCUCCCAGGGGCUCCUCUUGAGAAACAAAGGACAUGCCACUGGCCUGCAGAUCAGAUCGCAGCUGAGUCCGGAGCUAGAAGGUCAACGUGAGGCAGCCAAGCUGACCUCAUCUGAAAGCACCCCUGGGGCAGUUGAACACCCGUGGCCAGGGACCAUUGUCCAAUGGGUGGACUGAGAACGAAAAGCCCUUCAGGUUCCAGGAGCACGUCCCUGUCCUGACCCUGACAAGCAUUAUAUUUAUGACAUAUUAAGGACUUUAGUAGCUGUAGUUCAGCAAGAAUCAAUCAUGGUGGCAAAUUGGUGAGACUGACACGAAUAACGAAGACAUCAUUUGGCAAAAUUUUUAGGGGUGGGAACUUUUUAAAAUGUUCAUUUAAAAAAAAAAACAAAAAAAACAAAAACAAAAACAGGGCAGCCUUGUAGUUUCCAAUCUAUUUCUAAAAGCUUAACCGUUCAUUUUCAAUUGAAUUGUGUUUAGGGAAUCUGUGUUUUGAGAUUUCUUUUUUUUUAAACAGUAAGUCGCAGGUCUGCACUGUAUCAACAUGCAUCUGACAAGACAUUGCUGAUCUUCUAAACAAGGUGAAAUAAUAACCUUGCCUUAGUAAUCAUGGUUACAUGGAAGAGGUGCACUGCCAAUAAUUAUCUCUAACUCAAUAGUUGAAAAAACCCUGCAUGCUGAUCGUGGUUUCGGGGUGAGAAUAAAUUCCCCCCCAUAAAAAAAUUUAAAAAAAACACAAAAAACAUGCAUUUGCAUGGGCCCGAACCUGUGAGAUAGUAUGUUUGUGCUUCAUUUUUGCCAAGGUAAAAAUGUCCCAUCACGUCUUGCUAAAAGUCCAUUUAGUGAAACUAACAUAUCCAUGUCCUUUCCUAGUUAAUGAAUGAUUCGGGGAUGCUUUUGCAGAAAUGCGUUCGUAGAGGAUGCUGAAUUGAGAAUGGGGAGCGGGGCACGUCAGAGAAUUUACUAUGAAUCCCAGAGUUUUCUCUGUAUUCUCCGAAGAUGUCAAUAGUUUGUUACUAGCCAGAGAAUACGACUAUGUUAGAUUAUUUUUAAAGAUGAAAUAUGUAUGAUAGGAUGGAUUCUUUCUGUAUUCUGAGAGUGUACAGUAUAGGGUUAUCUAUAAUGAGAGUUUAUAUCGACAGGGUUCCGUUUGCUCUGCCAUAUAUUAUAAGCAAAAGAAAUUAGUGAAGUGCCACAAUAUUCCAAAUAGUUUUUGAGUUGCCACCUUUUUUUUUUUUUCCUCUUGUCCUUCCAUUUGAAACCUAGAUAACAUGCAGUAAAAACCAAGAGAGUGACUUUUACCGUUUGGGAUGGCGAAGUUUCAUUGAGCCACCUGUUUCCUAGCAUGACUUUGGGAACUUGUGCACAAACCCUAGAUUCUAAAGGAGCUGCUAUUCAUCUGUUGUAGUAGCUCCCUGAGCCAUUGUUCGGAGGACCAGAGCCAAGUCUUGUCGCAUGGGUAUGACCCCUGCAGUACCUAGGCCACAUCUGUCUGCAGCACUGGCUCUUCUGUGAUGCUGAUACACAAAGCCUCUCUUCCACUUGGUCAUUUGCAAACCUCCCCAGCCCCUGCCAUCCACUGAGGAAGGAAAAAAAAAAAACUGCCUGCAGAGGAGUCCAAGUUAACAGAUACCCAGCGCAUCCUGAGUCAUCGCUGCCUCCCACCUCCUGUCCUUAGAGAUGCUGCGAGGAUGUUCCCUUAACCGCGAAGGACUUCCCUGUGAAUGUCUGAUGCUAGUUCAGGGCCUCUGGGCAUUGAUUUGUACGGUGGCAACUCCUGACGGGCUUCUGUUCUAGUUUGGUGUGCUUUCUCUGUCAUUAAAAGAAAAUGAUUUUCCCAA